This is a messenger RNA of Condylostylus longicornis, 572 nucleotides long. It is a transcript of the gene B9d2, whose product is annotated as B9 domain-containing protein 2. The transcript has 4 exons. Gene Ontology annotation, cellular component: MKS complex. Gene Ontology annotation, biological process: cilium assembly. The record is from RefSeq and is a predicted model, not a curated record. NCBI's taxonomy places the organism in Eukaryota, Metazoa, Arthropoda, Insecta, Diptera, Dolichopodidae. Bases 1 to 531 code for a protein of 176 amino acids.
AUGGCUGAAUUACAUAUUUUUGGGCAAAUACUAAAGGCUGUUAAUUUUGAAGAACCAAAAUUAUUCUGCAAAUGGAGUAUACAAGCUGGUUCAUCUUGGAGUUUCAUUGAAGGGGAAAAUGAAGGCCAAACUGUAACAGCAAUAGAUCGCUUAGAAGAAUCUACAACUUUUUGUCAACCAUUAGAUUUACAUUUAGCAUGUCGAGCAAUACAAGGAUGGCCAAAAAUUUAUGUUGAAGUUUAUGCAGUUAAUUGUAUGGAUUAUUGUUGGCCAGUUGGAUUUGGUUUUGUACAUAUACCUUCAAGUCCGGGUACCCAUACAGUGGAAAUUAAUACUUGGAGAAUAUCACCAAAUAAUUUUUGGGAUAAAAUCAAAGAUAAAUUUUAUUCUGGAGGAUUUGCUUUAAGUAAAAGUGAUUUAAUACAUUCUGGUAUUGAAAGAUACAAAUUGCAAACAAGAAGUUCCGGGAAAGUUAUUAUUGAUUUAUCUCUUAUUUUUCGUAAUUUUGCUAAAUACGGAAUUGAAUUUUGAAUAAAUUAGUAAUUCUAAUUAACUCGCAUAAAAUAAUUUUA